AUGGCUCCAGCAGGACACUCCUGGAUGUGGAUGGUCGGUGCCCUGAUCACAGCCCUGAUUCUGGGGGUGACAGAGUCUGUUCUUGCAAAUGAUGUUACCUCCUGCAACAACCCCUCCGACACUGGGUCCUCUGGAAGCACCCGGGACACUGGAGCUGGGGCCCAGGAGGACACCAGGGCAGACGAAGGAAGCAGCAGCAGCCGCAUUGUGAAUGGGACCGACUGCGAGAUGCACGCCCAGCCGUGGCAGGGUGCGCUGUUGCUGCCGGCCAGCCAACUCUACUGUGGGGCCGUGCUGGUGAAUCCGCAGUGGCUGCUCACAGCGGCCCACUGCCGGAAGCCAUUUUACAGAAUUCGUCUUGGCCACCAUUCCUUGUCGCCCGUUUAUGAAACUGGGCAGCAGUUGUUCAAAGGGAUCAAAUCUAUCCCACAUCCUGGCUAUUCCCAUCCUGGCCACUCCAACGACCUCAUGCUCAUCAAACUGAACAGAAGAAUCCGUCAGACUCAGGCUGUUAAGCCCAUCAACAUCUCCUCCCACUGUCCCACUGCUGGGACCAGCUGCUUGGUUUCUGGCUGGGGAACAACCAGCAGCCCCCAAGUUAAAUUCCCCAAGGUCCUCCAGUGCUUGAACAUCACUGUGCUAAGUACCAACAGGUGUAAAGAGGCUUAUCCAGGACAGAUAGAUUCCACUAUGUUCUGCGCUGGUGAUGAGGCGGGCAGAGAUUCCUGCCAGGGUGAUUCCGGGGGGCCUGUGAUCUGCAAUGGCUCCCUACAGGGCCUCGUGUCCUGGGGAGACUUUCCCUGUGCCCAGCCCAACAGACCUGGCGUCUACACCAACCUCUGCCAAUUCACUAAGUGGAUCAAGGACACCAUCCAGUCCAACUCGUGAGGCAUCCCAGGACCUGGCAUUCUGGUGUGCCCCACCCUCUGCUGUCCUCACUCCGGCAGGAACCGUGACACUCUUUCCACACCCCUGUUCCUUCCUGAGGAUGUUGGGGUUGUUAAUCUCUCCAGCCCCUCCCCAAGUCUCCUGGAAUCACGGUCCCCCUUCCCAGCCCUGGGCUGACCCUAUCUUUCCAGUCAGGUCCUAGAGAGAGUUUCCCAGAAUGACCAAGGUGAGGGCUGCACCUCAGUCUCCCCCAUGCUUCCUUCCUCAGGCCCAGAGACUGUCCUCGUUCUGCAGCUAUGACCCAAAUUUGGUCCCAGAAAUAAAGCAUCUGAGGAGAAGU
This is a messenger RNA of Callorhinus ursinus (northern fur seal), 1228 nucleotides long. RefSeq names its product kallikrein related peptidase 5 (gene KLK5). Gene Ontology annotation, molecular function: serine-type endopeptidase activity. Gene Ontology annotation, biological process: positive regulation of antibacterial peptide production; amelogenesis; proteolysis. NCBI's taxonomy places the organism in Eukaryota, Metazoa, Chordata, Mammalia, Carnivora, Otariidae. The record is from RefSeq and is a predicted model, not a curated record. Gene Ontology annotation, cellular component: secretory granule.